AUGACAUGCGACGAGGGGGAGCAUCGACCUUUUCCUAUUCUAUUACCUCACUCCUCCAUUUUCUUUCACUCUUGUCCUCUCCUCACUGCUCCCCCGUGUCACUCACACCAGGCGGGCAGCAUCGCGCUUGUCUUCCAGGCCACCAUGCUCGCCCUCUCUGUGCUUGACUUCUCCUCUCUCCCUCUCUGCCCUCCCUUCCUUUACCAAGGCCUGCUCGUGCUCUUCCUCUUGCUUCUGGUGCUCUCUCGCAUGGGCCAGGGGGUGUACCAAAUCGUUGAGGGGCAAAUCAUUCUGGCUGUCUCCGCGGCAUCAGCCAACCUGUUUGGGACCACAGAGAUGGCCCUUAGCAGCCUAGCAGAGCUCGCCAUGCUCACCCUCGCCAUAGUCUUCUAUGAUCCCAAGUGUUUUGGCACCCUUGUGCUCAUGUCCUGGGCUGGGGUCGUUGCUGCUGCGGUGCUCUACUGCUCAUGGCUCGCCUUUCCCGACCCUAGGCUGCAUACGCUCCCGGACGGCCGCGGCAAAGACGCUGCACGCGCACCGCAUCGCAACCCCUCCGCGCAGGCGGCUUUCCCACUCCGCGCGCGCCCAGUUCUUCUUGGCCGACACGCGACGCUGCGCGCACAAAGCCUCGUUCCGCGCGCCAAACUCCGGGACAUGGCGCUACAAGCAGGACAUUUCAGCCUCGCGCAUCGCGGUCUCCGCCUCCUGAGUCCGACGAAACUCCCACCUGCUCUCGUAGCAGCUAUAGUUUCUGGCCUUGCUGACCCCGCACCAGCAGCAGCUGAGGCAGCGCCAACGCUGCUUAAGCUCCUCACAGAUGCAACAGGAGGCGUGACUUCAGGCGUAGCGUCAAGUACCCAGGCUCUUCAGGCAAUUCGCUUGCCUGACGCUGCUGGUGCUGCGACCGCCGCUGCCGAUCAGGCGAAUUCCUUCGCAGCAGCGGUAGCCAGCUGGGUUCAGAAUAUCGUAGAGCAAUCCCCGAUCGACGCCGCAACCGCCGCCGCAUCCGCCGCUGCGAGCGGCCCGGCCAGUGCGAUUCAGGCGGGAGCUGAUCUCGGCCGUGCGAUUCAAGAGCAGGGGCAGGCUGGGGCGGCGGUAGUGCAGCAGGCUAUAGCGGCAGCUGCGGGUGGGGUGGGUCAGGCGGGCGCAUCGGCGGGUGCCGCCGUGAGCGCAUUUUCAGGAACAACUAUCGCGAGCUCGCCUGGCCUAACGCGCCUCGGCGAAGCGUCCUCCGCGCUGUUACAGAGUUCGGAUCAUCUCACAUCCUCGUUGCGCGUGUCGGUCGACUCUGCCUUGGCGCAGGCCUCCGCCGAUCCUGCCUUUCUCCCCACCACCGCGGCCCGCCUAGCAACCUACCUUGCCUCUUCCAUCGCCUCCUCCGCUUCCUCCCUCGUCUCCUCCUUCGCCUCCCAGCCCGUCGUCGCGCCGACGGCGGCGGCGAUUGCGGCGGCCCUCGCGGCGCUGCUCGGGAAAGCGGUGGUGGAGGCAGUGCGCGACGCGCGAGAGAAGGGCAAGGAGAUUCCUUCCACGUACGACCCGGAGGCAAUCGCGGCGUAUUUCAAGCUGCGCCCCGCGCGGGUGGUUGCCCGCGCCGUGUGGGUGGCGGCGCAGUGUUCGGAAGUACUCGCGGGGUUGGCGCUGGAUUACGCGCGCGGGGAGGGGAAGCAGAACGAGCGGUUGCGCGCGCAGCAGACUAUGGAGUUAAUCACGCGGCUAGGUCCCACGGCGAUUAAGAUAGGCCAGGCGCUAAGUAUCCGCCCCGAUAUAAUGCCCCCCGCUUACAUAGAGCAGCUCCAGACCCUGCAGGACCGCGUGCCCGCCUUCCCCUCCGCCGACGCGCGCCGGAUCAUCUCGGAGGAUCUGGGCCGUCCGGCGGAGGAGGUGUUCGACGGCCUGGAUAAGCCCAUGGCGGCGGCGUCGCUGGGGCAGGUGUACCGCGCGCGCGUGCGCGCAACGGGGGAGGACGUGGCGGUGAAGGUGCAGCGGCCGGAGGUGCGCGAGGACAUCUGCUGCGACCUGCUGCUGCUGCGCGCGCUCGCGCAGGUGGCCUCCGCGCUCCCCGGCGUGCACACGGACCUGGCGGAAGUUCUAGACUCGUUCUCGAGCCGCUUCUGGGACGAGCUGGACUACCAAAAGGAGGGCGCGAACGCGACGCGGUUCCGAGAGGAUAUGGAGAGGCUGCGCAACGUGGUGGUGCCACGUGUCCUCACAGAUCUCACCAGCACUCGCGUGCUGACAACAGAGUGGGUGCAGGGCGAGAAGCUGUCAGACGCACAGACGGCGGACGUGAGCAGUCUGGUGACCCUAGCGCUCAACUGCUACCUCAUUCAGCUGCUCGAGACCGGCUUCCUGCAUGCAGACCCGCACCCGGGGAACCUCCUGAGGACCGUUGAUGGCAAGCUGUGCAUUCUGGACUUUGGAUUCAUGACCGAGGUCACGGAGCCCCAGCGCUACGCACUCGUCUCCUACAUCUCCCAUCUCCUCAGCGCCGACUACGAGCGAGUAGCGCAAGACCUCGUCGUCCUGGGCUUCGUUCCCCCGGACCUGGUGGACGAGGAGAAGACCAGGUCUGUCGUCCCGCAGCUGGCCCGCGUCAUGUCCCAGAUCACGCAGGGGGGCGGCGCGCGCAACAUCAACUUCGGGCAGGUGGCAGAGGAUCUAUCGUCCAUGGCGCAGGACUAUGUGUUUGUGAUUCCGAGCUACUUUGCGCUGAUUCUGAGAGCGUUCGGCACGCUGGAGGGGAUUGGGUUGGACCGCGAUCCGAGCUACUCCACGCUGCAGGAGUGCUACCCGUACAUUGCCAAGCGCCUGCUCACUGAUGACUCGCCACGUGCGCGUGCGGUGCUGCGGGACUUCCUGUACGGGUCAGGGGACCGCCUGGACGUGGCACGAACGGUGCUAGCACCAGAAGGCAGUUAUGUGCAGGAGCUCGUUCUCACCGAGAUGGCGCGUACAGUGGACGCCAUGUCACGAGAGGCCCUUGCCGCCCUCUGGUCCACACUCGUCACCCGCACGCUCCUCCCAGUGCCAGCACAGCUGCAGCAGCCGGGCACCUACCCCCUGCCUCUCCUCCUCCCGGGAGCGGUCCUGGGCAUGGUGAGCGGGGACUGGCGCACGGCCAGUCUCUCAGACGACGAUGUGGAGGCGCUGGGGACUCUGCGGCGCCUCUGGACGCUGCUGGCGCCGCAGCUCAGGAGCAUGGAGCCCGUUGGAGGGCCGUCCUCGCCUGCAGAAGCACUCUCAUUCUUCCGGGAAGCAGCACCGCUCAUGUUCAGCGUGCUGCCAGGAGCCGCCACCACAGCAACACGCUUCCUCGUGAUGCUGCUGCAGCGCCAGUUGCUCCGCCUGGCAGACGACUUGGACGGGGGAGACUCCGUGCAGCAGUGGGAGGCAGACCCGUACUCCCUCGCGCGCUCCAUCCGCCCCUUCUGGAUGCCCCCGCCAGCCCCUUGA
Messenger RNA from Closterium sp. Yama58-4, 3453 nucleotides. The record is from the annotation of a GenBank genome assembly. NCBI's taxonomy places the organism in Eukaryota, Viridiplantae, Streptophyta, Zygnematophyceae, Desmidiales, Closteriaceae.